This is a messenger RNA of Eutrema salsugineum, 1703 nucleotides long. Its product is annotated as transcription factor SRM1. Gene Ontology annotation, molecular function: DNA binding. The record is from RefSeq and is a predicted model, not a curated record. The transcript has 2 exons. Lineage: Eukaryota; Viridiplantae; Streptophyta; Magnoliopsida; Brassicales; Brassicaceae. Bases 615 to 1532 code for a protein of 305 amino acids.
UGUUUGAACUUCCUUUAACAAUGGCGUUUUGACCUCUCUCCUCUUUCAGUCUUCUGGGUUUUUUCCAUCCCUCUCUCCUUCAACUUGUUGCAAUCCCUACCAACCCAAUAACCCCCCUAAUUUCUCCUUCUUACAAAGUUGCAAUCUUUUUUUUCCUGCCAAUAUCCUCAUAUUCUGCGUUUCAGUCUCCCUGUUGCUUUAGCUCACGCAUAUUUCUUCGUGCUUCUAUCUCAUAAGAGAGAAAUUCCCCUCUUUGUGUGCUCUGUCUUUAGUUCCUCAUAGAGUACGAGACAGAUAUAUAGAGGGAAAAGAGAUUCCCUUUCCGAUUCGUCUCCUUAUAUAAUCCCCCGGGAUUUUCUCUCGAUUUCCGUAGGCAGUUCUAAUUUGAAGUCAUAGGGUCAGUGAUACUUGGAAGAUCUGAGUUCUUCGUGUGUUUCUCUCAGCUUUGGUUACUUCGGAUUCUAUUAAGUUUGUAUUUCUGGUGAUAGGUGAUUAGUUACGAGUUUGUGGAACUCUAAAGGUACGAAUUUUGCAGAAAUCUGGUUUGGUAUCCCAGAUUUUUGAGAGAGAAUAGGGUCAAUUCUAUCGAAUUUUGGGUGGUUUAAGUUGGAAAAAUGACUGUGGAGGAAGCUAGUGAUGGUUCUGCGUGGAGUAGAGAGGAUGAUAUUGCGUUCGAGAGAGCUCUUGCGAAUUAUACCGAUGAAUCCGAGCAACGGUGGGAGAAGAUUGCUGCAGAUGUUCCAGGAAAAAGUGUUGAACAGAUUAAAGAACAUUACGAGCUUUUAGUUGAAGAUGUUAGUAGGAUUGAAUCAGGAUGUGUGCCACUUCCUGCCUAUGGUUCUCCUGAAGGAUCAAAUGGCCAUGCUUGUGAUGAAGGAGGAAGUAGUAAGAAAGGAGGAAAUAGUCACGCGGGCGAGUCUAACCAAGGAAGUAAAUCAAAGUCAGAUCAAGAACGACGAAAGGGUAUUGCGUGGACAGAGGAUGAACACAGGUUAUUUCUUCUUGGUUUGGAUAAGUACGGGAAAGGUGAUUGGCGUAGUAUCUCUCGUAACUUUGUGGUUACAAGAACUCCUACCCAAGUCGCGAGCCACGCUCAAAAGUAUUUCAUUCGUCUAAACUCAAUGAACAAAGACAGAAGACGAUCAAGCAUUCACGACAUAACUAGUGUUGGCAACGCAGAUGUCUCAACACCACAAGGACCAAUCACUGGUCAGAACAACAACAACAGCAACAACAACAACAACAACACCACCGGCUCUGCUGCAGUUGCUGGAGGAGGAAACAAAUCAGCCAAGCAAGCCGCCUCUCAACCACCACCAGGACCUCCUAUGUAUGGCACACCCACCAUAGGUCAACCGGUCGGUGGACCAUUGGUCUCAGCAGUUGGAACACCAGUGAACCUUCCAGCUCCACCUCACAUGGCUUAUGGAGUCCAUGCUGCUCCAGCCCCUGGCUCAGUGGUUCCUGGUGCACCAAUGAACUUGGGUCAAAUGCCGUACACCAUGCCGCGUACACCUACGGCCCAUAGGUAACCCGAAAACACUUGCUCUUCGUUUUUUUUUAGGUGUAAGAAAGAUGUGUAAAGGAUUUAGUGAAUAUUCAAGCUUGUUCCUGGAGUGAGUUUUUUUUUUUAUUAUUACUUAGUUUGUGGGGAAUUUUUAUGAGGUCCGAAUAAGAUAUUAAAGAUCAUAUGAUUAGUUUCA